Molecule: messenger RNA, 4576 nt
Organism: Psylliodes chrysocephalus
Lineage: Eukaryota; Metazoa; Arthropoda; Insecta; Coleoptera; Chrysomelidae
Source: the annotation of a GenBank genome assembly
CAACGAUACAAGCUCGACGUCGUGCCCACCGAGCAAGCCAACAAGCCAGGCCAGUCAAGAAGAAGACGUCAAACGAGAACCAACGGAGAGAUAGAGUCGGUAUUAUUAUUUUCGGUUCACGAUUCAAAAUAAAAAAUCACCGGUAUUCGGUGAUAGUGGAGUGUCAGUGAGGUGUAAGCUUAGCCGGUAAAAGUGUGUGCGAUACGACCUACAGUGGCCCCCAAAUGCUUGCCUUGCGUGGAAUCGAGAACCUCUUUAAUGUUCAUGUUCCGAAGCAGGAAGACAAACCUCACUAAGCGCCUGGUGAAGGCCAGAAAAAGACGAGGCAAUGAAGCCAGGCGUCCGACAGAGGAAGAGGCGGAAAUGAGCGUGAUUAACCUCCUGAAAAAGCUGCACGAAAGGCAGUUAGAGAUGCUGUUUAGAGCGGUGGACACCCGAGGUCAGGAUCCGAGCAAUUGCGUCCUGUUGCCGCGGACGCAUAACGAGGAACCGCACGUGUUGUUCUGUCAAACCUGGCGAUGGCCAGAUUUGAGAAAGGGCAGUGAACUGAGAAGGCUGCCGAUGUGUAAGUCGCCACGUGAUCUUGUCUAUGAUUGCUGUAAUCCUUACCACUGGAGCAGACUAUUACAGCCUGAAAUACCACCUCCUCCAUAUAGUCGAAUAGAUAUGGAUCAAUUAAAACCCGAAGAACGCGCUCCUAGUGAAGUCCCUCUCGUUUGUCGAGAUUCCUAUCCUGGUUCGCUCACCACGAACGGAGAUUCUGUGAAUCCUCUGGAAUGGUGUAAGCUGGCGUACUGGGAACUGUCGAGUCGCGUUGGUCCACAUUUUCCUGUUGAAACUCCGGCUGUGAAUGUUUUUGGAGACGUGUCCCAUCCCGAUGGUUUUAGUUUAGAAACAUUAGCUCAACAUAGUUUUAGUCCUCCCAAGUCAGUCGAAAAAACUAGGUGUAAAAUUGGAUUAGGAGUAACACUAUCUCGAGAAGGUGACUGCGUUUGGGUGUACAAUCGCUCAGACCACCCCAUCUUCGUCAAUUCCCUGACUUUAGAGGACUCAAACUACCACAUACCUACUCGUGUACCUGCCGAGCACUGCCUUUGCGUUUACGAUCCCCACAAGGCGGCUCAACACAAUGGAUGGAGCUACAACCAUCCUGAGAUCGGUCCAGUCGAUCCGAAUUCCAUUGGGAUCAGUUUCGUCAAAGGCUGGGGCCAGAAAUAUUCCAGACGACAGAUUACGUCGUGUCCAUGUUGGUUAGAAAUUUUACUUGCGCCUUGUAGGUGAUUGACAACCAAGGGGGUUGGCCAUAGGAGAAGAAUGGACUUUUUAUUUUUUAUUGAAGAGAUGUUGCAUUCGGUAAAUAGGAUUAGGCAAACAUUUAAAGAAGACUUAUACAUAUUUCUGCGUUGGUUUUGAUCUAAAGGUUUAUUUUCAUUAAAAAUAACCUUUGUUUAUUUUUUUUAAGAAAUGUUUUUGAACAAAUUUUCAUUGUUAAAAAAAAAAUAACUGAAUAAGAAUAAAUAAAUAUUUCAUCAUUUAUAGAAUUAGUGAAUCAAUAAGUUUCCCAAUUUAAAAAAUAAACCUCGAAAUAUUAAUUAUGAUAAUUUCAAUUUCGUGCCGUUUUUAAGUUUCUGUAAAAUGACAUUUCAAAUUAUUAAAACAUAUUUGGUAACUGGCCAAAAUCGCCUGUAAAUGUUUGAUUUUUCCUAUUUUUCGGGGAUAUUGUGUACAAAAUAUACUUUAAUUAUUGUGAUGAUGGAGAAAGUAAAAUAUUGAUACAGAAUGAAAGGUUGGUGGUUAAUUUUGUGGUGUAACUUGAGUUCCGUCCGAUUUUUGUAUUACAGAUUUUCGCACUGUUUACGAAUUAAAAGUUUAAAAAAUUGUUCAAAUUGGAGAAGAAUAAAUUUAAAAAAUCAACCAAGAACAAAAAAUCGUAAAACCAUAUGCAAGCAUAAAUGUAACUACUGCUUUGUCAGAUAAGGAUUAUAUUUUUAUAAUUAAAAAAAUAUUUGGAUUAACUUUUUAAUUGACAUCCAGAAAAUUUAUCAAAUAAUAUUUUGAAUAGUCAAUUUUUUAGACUUUUAUUAUGUAAUCACUGGGAUAAUUUGAGGCCUAUUUGAAACAAAUAUCUCGUCUAUUUUUAAACGUUUGUUAAAUACAAUCAUUAUCUGAAUUUCUCAUGUGUAUAGAAAAUUUUGUUUUGAAAGUAGACGAUCAAAAUUUUUCAUUAGAGGAUAUAGUUUUUGUGAUCUGAAAAAAUCAAAGUCAAUAAUGUUUUAUUGUAAAAUCUGUUUAGCCAUUAAACAAUCAAUAGUUUCGAAACUGUCAAUAAAAGGAAGUCAGUGUAAUUUGUAAAAUUGUUGUGUUCCACCAUUUUGAAAUUAGUACCUUAAAAAUUGUGAAAUGUUACCGUAACUUAAAAAAAUUAAGAUUUUAACAAGAUCCACUAUAACUAAUGAAUACUAAUUAGGUGAACAAUAAAACUUAUGUACGAGGGUCAAUCAAAUAUAAAGUUUUUUUUUUAAUUAAUAUAUUCCAAAUAAAAAUUCAAAACAAUCUCAAAAUGUUUCUACAUAGUCUGCUUGAAAAUCUACAUACUUUUGCCUAAGCCGAGGAAGUUUGUUUGAUUCAUUUCUCAUAAAAAGUUUGGUACUAUGAAACAACCGGGUUGCACAUGAACCACUCUACAUCAUUGUUAUUUCAAAACGCUGCCCAGCCAUUGUUUCUUUCAGUUUCCCAAACAAAUGAUAUUUGCAGGGCAACAACUCCAUGGUAUAUAUAGGGGGAAUGUUGCAAGAUUUUCCAGUGGAAUUCAGCCAAUUUUUUUUGUGUGUGUGAGGACAAACAUCGUGAUGCAAAAUCACAUGUCAGAUUGGGAUAUUGUGUUUUUUGGAUGUGUAUGCGACCUUCUCAGCGUCCAAAAGCUGACAGUAGUAUGUAGCAUUUACAGUACAACGUUCAUGAAGAAAAUCAACUAGCAAUAUUCCUCUCUAAUCUCAAAAAAUAGUUUUAAGGAUUUUUCAAGCCAACAAUUUUUCCCACUUUUAGCCACGUCAUACUGGGCUCUUUUGAAUUUGAACGCAUAAUGACGUGCCCACGUAACUAUCCGAUGAGUUUUCUAAUCGUGAAAAAGUCACCUUCCGAGAUUACUUCAGAUUUUCACGUUUCAGAUUCCCAAGAUUACGAAAAACAUAUUUCCCCAUUCUGUCUGUCUUUCUAUUAGCGCAAUAGCUCAAAAACGGUUUUAUAGAAAAACUUCAAAUUUUGUAUGGAGAUAAGGUUCCUUUCUGGCUCGAAACCAGUUAUAUUUCCGAUCAGUUAUAUACAGGGUGAGCAGUUUUUAAAAUAAAAAUUAUUUUUAAAAGUCGGCAGAUUUCGUCUAAAACUGGUAUCUGAGAGUCAAAUAUUACAGAUCCUAAAUAAUUUUUUAAAAAUUCAAAAUGGCGUAAACAAAUCGUAUUUAAUCAGAAAAGGGACUCCUUGAAUGGAAAAAAUAAAAAUUGUCCGUUUGGUUUGUGUAACUGGACCAUUUUAAAAGCAGUCAUUUAUUAUUGUUCAAUAACGGUGAUCGUGGCGAAGAAUACCGAAUAGACGCGAAGUGAGAAUUCGGGUAUGAUCUAGAGAACGAUCGAUGGAGAGAGAAAUGUGAAAAAUAGUUUUUGGUUUGGAGGUUUUAAUUUUAAAUUAUUAAAAUUUAAGUGCUUAGGAGUUCCCUGUUUUUACAAUUUUUAUAUCAAUGGAAGGUUUGGGUAAAAUACUUUACAGAUUUUUUUUUUGAACUGUGCAUGCAACCUAGUUAAAAUGUCGGACGAUAUGACGCCCUUUUUAGUGAACAAUUUAAUUAUAAUACAUUGUGCAACUGAUGGUGGUACCUCUAGCCUCUUGCUAUUGUAGCAUGCAUCCUCUUUCUACAUUCCUACCUUCAUACUCUAUGCAUGACAGUUUAUUUCGAUUUUCGAUCAGUACAGUUUUAUAUAUGACUGGCCCUUGUACAUGACCCAUUAGUGCCGUAAUUGCUCGAUAAAUCAAUUUGUUUUAUAGACACAGAAACAAGUUUUUUAAACAAAGUUGUAUGGAUUUUAAAAAGGAAUAUUCUAAAUAUAUUUUUGGAUAUACAGGAUGUUACGCUAUUGACAGACUUAAGAUACGAAGCUAACGAAUAAUGGUAAUAGAAUUGGUUUAAUUUAUACAGAGUACUUGAAACAUGUCUUAAAUAUGGUGUUUUAUUAUUGGAGAUACAAAGAAAUGUUUAAUACAAAAGUUGUAGGACGAUAUUUUACAAUUAUUCUUAAAUAUACUUUUUUGGACUAAAUAAUCUCGAUAACAGACUUGGUUGUUCCAACAUCGUUAAACAAUUUUAAUAUACUUGCAAUACCCUGUAUGUUAUACCACCAAUCUAUAAAUAUGUUUCUUUAGUUUUUAUUUUGUUUGGCAUUCCCUAUCCAAACACAUUAUUUCUCAAUAUUUUGUUGGUUUUUUUAUAAAAAAUUUACAUUUAUUUAAUUGUAAUUGACUUUAGAAACUUUGGUCAAUUAUAAAACUACAAAUAGGUAGAUCUAAUUGAUUUUUAUAAUUCUUC